AUGGUUAAAGACACAGAGCCUUUAGCCUACGCUGCUAAUGGGCACCAAAAAGAUUUUGACCCCAGUGCUCCUCCACCAUUCAAGAUUGCUGAAAUAAGAGCUGCCAUACCACAACAUUGCUGGGUCAAAAACCCUUGGAGAUCCCUCAGUUAUGUUCUCAGGGAUGUGCUGAUUAUUGCUGCACUGGUGGCAGCAGCAAUUCACUUCAAUAACUGGUUUUUCUGGCUCCUCUAUUGGCCUAUUCAGGGCACAAUGUUCUGGGCUUUGUUUGUGCUUGGACAUGAUUGUGGCCAUGGAAGCUUCUCAGACAGCCCUAUGCUCAAUAGCUUGGUGGGACACAUCUUGCAUUCCUCAAUUCUUGUUCCAUACCAUGGAUGGAGAAUUAGCCACAGAACUCACCAUCAAAACCAUGGACACAUUGAGAAGGACGAGUCAUGGGUUCCAUUAACAGAGAAGAUUUACAAGGAUCUGGACUACAUGACAAGAUUCUUUAGAUUCACUGUGCCGUUUCCAUUGUUUGUGUAUCCAAUUUAUUUGUUUGGAAGAAGCCCCGGAAAGGAAGGCUCUCACUUCAAUCCCUACAGCAAUCUGUUCCCACCCAAUGAGAGAAAAGGAAUCGCAAUUUCAACACUCUGUUGGGUUAUGAUGUUUUCUCUGAUUAUCUAUCUGUCCUUCAUGACUAGUUCACUUCUAAUGCUCAAGCUCUAUGGAAUUCCAUAUUGGAUAUUUGUUAUGUGGCUGGACUUCGUCACCUACUUGCAUCACCAUGGUUACUCCAAGAAACUACCUUGGUACCGCGGCGAGGAAUGGAGUUAUUUAAGAGGAGGCCUAACAACUGUGGAUCGGGACUAUGGAUGGAUCAACAACAUUCACCAUGACAUUGGCACCCACGUUAUUCAUCAUCUCUUCCCUCAAAUCCCUCACUAUAAUCUUGUUCAAGCGACAAAGGCAGCAAAAGGAGUUCUUGGAGAGUAUUACCGAGAGCCAGAGAGAUCUGCAGCACUUCCCUUUCAUCUGAUAAAGUAUUUAAUGCAGAGCAUGAGAGAAGACCACUUCGUGAGUGACAGUGGAGACAUUGCUUACUAUCAGACUGAUCCUCACUUCCACCGAGACUGA
Molecule: messenger RNA, 1116 nt
Organism: Sphenostylis stenocarpa
Lineage: Eukaryota; Viridiplantae; Streptophyta; Magnoliopsida; Fabales; Fabaceae
Source: the annotation of a GenBank genome assembly